AUGUCUGCCUCGUCGAUACACGCAGAUGCCCCGCCGGCCGUGGUUCAGGACCCCGAGGGACUCCAAUAUGAAACGGGAUCGCAGCUGGGCAAAGGCGGCUUCGCGAUCUGCCAUCGCGCAAAGCUGCUGGGCCACGAACACCUCGGCAGCUCUACUGUCGCUUUGAAAAUUGUCAAAUCCAAAAUGGAGCCCCCCAAACUGGCGCAAAAGUUUGUCACUGAACUACAGAUCCACUCGAAGCUAUCUCAUCCCAACAUCGUCGAGUUCUUCCGCGCCUUUUCUUUCGAAUCAAGCACCUACGUUGUCUUGGAGCUAUGCGAAAACGGUUCUCUUGCCGAUGCGAUCAAGAAGCGCAAAUACUUCACCAUGCCUGAGAUCCGGCGGUUCAUGAUUCAGACGUGCGGCGCAAUCAAAUACCUCCACCAACGGAACAUCGUACACCGCGAUCUCAAGACAGGCAACCUCUUCCUCGACCGCGAUAUGAAUGUCAAGGUCGGCGACUUCGGUCUCGCUGCACUACUGGUGUCACAGAGCGACUAUGGGGCGAUCCGUCGAACAACCAUGUGUGGUACACCAAACUACCUUGCACCAGAGGUCUUGGAGAAGACAGGAAAGGGUCAUGACGAGAAGGUCGACCUGUGGGCUAUUGGAAUCAUGAUGUACACACUCGCGGUCGGAAGGGCGCCAUUCCAUGCCGCCAAGCGCGAAGACAUCUACCGGAAGCUGAAGGCUCGCGAAUACACCUGGCCCGACCUCGCCAAGUUUGCCAACGAGAUCACCGACGACCUCCGCGACAUCGUCUCGCUACUGUUGGUGCACGAAGACGAGCGACCGACCCCCGACCAGAUCGUUGCGCACCCUUUCUUCAAACUGGGCUAUAUCCCAUUGGAGCUGAGCAGCGAAUGUACCUCGCGGGUGCCGAAAUGGCCGAAGAACCGCCCACCAACAGCAUCCACGAUUAGGCGUGGAUACACUGAGGAAUGGUGGGCACUUUGCAAGUCCUCAUCGGUCGGCGAAUACGAACAAGGAAAGGCAUUUGGAACCUUCGGUCGCAGAACCAACAAGACAGUAGCAAGAGAUUGUCAAAAGGAGAUUGAAGCCGGCAAGCAACCAAACAUCCCGUUCUCUAAAGAUGUCGUCUACGUACCUUUCCCUGCCCGCACGCAGUGGCCUCAUCAAGCCCCGGGAGGGCUCAGCGAAAUAUCGGAAGAGAAGGAAUCGUCAUCUGAAAGCCAAGCCCUGUCAGAAACUACCGGGAACGAGCGGACAAAGACUCGUGCAUCCAGAGCCCCAAGGAGAGAACCACAGCCGAUGCAGACAUUGAAGGAGAACGUAGAGCCAGCCGAAGAGCCAGAGCCCGCGCACAGGAUACUUGACAAACAGCCGACGCGGUUGCGAGCAGCCCGCAAGAUCUCGAACACUGGGCGUGUUACUGCGAGCACGGCUUCCGCACCUGCUCCUCUACGCGUCCCUCGUGAGGCACGCACUUCGACGCGCGCACGAGCGGCGAAGGAAACCGCAAAAGAAGCGCCAAAGACAACAUCGAACGGACUCCCUGACCUCCCACCUCUAAGAGUCUCCCGGACCAGCGCUCGAGAGAGCGCGAAAUCGGAACCUGCGCCGCAACCAACUUCAGCGCGAAAUGCUCCCCGCUAUCGGACCGUCAGCAAUGACAUGCCUGCGACUGACCCAGUGACCGUGUUGGCGCGCUUGAUGACAUUCCGCGAUAACCUUGAACGAGCCCUCGACAAGAAGCCUACGAAGUCAAGAAGAGAUCAGCCACCGCAAUUACCGUUUGUCGCAAAAUGGGUAGACUACAGCCGCAGAUACGGGGUGGGGUACGUCCUCAACGAUGGUAGUAUCGGCACACUCCUCUCUGCAGAGGACCAAUACCCCGUUACGAUUGCGUUCGCCACGGACGGAUACAACCACCUACGAAAGGCUGGAGGCAACCGAGAGCUUGCCAAAAGCGUUGCGCUCAACUACUACACGACCGUGAAGAAAGAUCGGGGACUGUCGGAGAUUGAAGUGCUCGAAUCGCGACGCAUUGAGGAGAUCCGGACAGUGUGGCACAAGUUUGGAAAGUACAUGUGUGCAACCUUUGGCGACGAAGAAAAGCCGCUCAGAAAAGAUCCCCGCGUGAAUUUUGUUCGCUUCUACCAACGCCUUGGUAACGUCGGGAUCUGGGGUUUCGACGACGGCUCCUUCCAAUUCAACUUCCCCGACCACACCAAACUCGUCCUGUCGUCAGAUGCAAGCUACGGGCACUUUUUAUGCCUGCCUCUGGAUGCGACGUCUCUUCUCGAAGAAACAGGAAACGUGCCGUGGAAGCACGUAAAGGCCAGAGCACAUCUUCGCGGUUCAUUGCAACAGCUUCUCUACGGCUCAGCCGACAAGGAAGACAGUUACAAAGAGCUCACAGAGGGCAACCUCCUCCGCGCGAAGAUUGAAUUUAUCUAUGCUGUCGUGUCGGAAUGGUGUCAAGAAGGCGGUCUGGGCUGCCUCGUAGACCCCAAGGUAUAUUCCUGGGGCGGUCCGCAACUAGAAGAGUCCAAGCGGCUGGACUGGGCGAGCGGGAAAACCAACCGCGCCGCGCGCAAGGCCGGAGGCGGCGCUCAGCCCAAGGCCCAGUUCGCUACCAAGGCCGUCUUCGAGACCACCAAGAAGAAGGAAGUCGGUGUAUCGGAUCUCACCUUGAUCAGCAAGGUUUCGAAUGAGGCCAUCAACGAGAACCUGAAGAAGCGAUUCGAAAAUGGCGAGAUAUACACAUACAUCGGCCACGUGCUGGUCUCGGUCAACCCGUUCCGCGACUUGGGCAUCUACACCGACCAAGUGCUGGAGAGUUACAAGGGCAAGAACAGGCUGGAGGUACCCCCUCACGUCUUCGCAAUCGCCGAGUCCGCCUACUAUAACAUGAACGCAUACAAGGAGAACCAAUGUGUCAUCAUCUCCGGCGAAUCAGGAGCGGGAAAGACAGAAGCUGCGAAGCGACUUAUGCAGUACAUCGCCAAUGUCUCGGGAGGUAGCAAUUCAUCUAUCCAGGAGAUCAAGGACAUGGUGCUGGCCACCAACCCGCUGCUCGAAUCCUUCGGAAACGCGAAGACGUUGAGGAACAACAACUCGUCGCGGUUCGGAAAGUAUCUCGAGAUUCAUUUCAACGCGCAAGGAGAGCCAGUGGGAGCAAACAUCAACAACUACCUGCUCGAGAAGACCCGAGUGACGGGUCAGAUUGUGAACGAGCGCAACUUCCAUAUCUUCUACCAGUUCACAAAAGCCGCAUCCUCACAAUACAGAGAAAUCUUCGGAUUACAACAACCGCAAGCCUACCUCUACACGAGCAAAUCGAAAUGUUUCGACGUCCCGGGGAUCGACGACCACGCCGAGUUCGACGACACGCUGAACGCCAUGAAGGUUAUUGGACUACAACAAGCUGAGCAGGACAACAUAUUCCGGAUGCUUGCAGCGAUUUUGUGGCUAGGGAAUGUGUCGUUCCGCGAGGAUGACUCAGGCAACGCAGCUAUUGUCGACCAGUCGGUAGUAGAUUUCGUAGCCUAUCUGCUUGAAGUCGAUGCGUCGCAUGUCAACAAAGCUCUGACCAUUCGUGUUAUGGAGACAAGUCGAGGAGGGCGACGAGGUUCCGUGUACGACGUGCCUCUGAACUGCGCGCAAGCAAAUGCAGUCCGCGACGCACUCUCCAAGGGAAUCUACUUCAACCUCUUCGACUGGAUCGUGGAGCGCGUCAACGUCUCUUUGAAGGCCCGAGGUGCGACCGCCCAGUCGAUUGGUAUUUUGGAUAUCUACGGCUUCGAGAUCUUCGAAAAGAAUAGCUUCGAGCAGUUGUGCAUCAACUACGUCAACGAGAAGCUACAGCAAAUCUUUAUCCAGUUGACGCUCAAGGCGGAACAAGAAGAGUACGAGCGCGAGCAGAUCAAGUGGACUCCCAUCAAGUAUUUCGACAACAAGAUUGUAUGCGACUUGAUUGAGGAGAAGCGGCCACCGGGUGUUUUCGCUGCCCUGAAUGACGCUUGUGCGACAGCCCACGCCGAUCCUACCGCUGCGGAUCAAACAUUUGUCCAGAGACUUAACGCUCUCUCGUCGAACCCCAACUUCACGCCUCGCCAGGGUCAGUUCGUCAUUAAGCACUAUGCUGGUGAGGUCUCGUACGCGAUCGAUGGCAUGACCGACAAGAACAAGGAUCAGUUGUUGAAAGACUUGCUGAACCUGCUUGGCCAGAGCAGCAACACCUUUGUGCAUACUCUCUUCCCCCACCAGGUGGACCAGGACAACAGGCGGCGACCCCCGACGGCUGGAGAUAAGAUCAAAGCCUCUGCGAACGACCUGGUGACGACUUUGAUGCAAGCUCGUCCGUCCUACAUCCGUACCAUCAAGCCCAACGAGAACAAAUCGCCCAAGGAAUUCACCGAUGCCAACGUACUACAUCAGGUCAAGUACCUGGGUCUGCAAGAAAACGUGCGCAUUCGGAGAGCAGGUUUUGCGUCUCGUCAGACCUUCGAUAAGUUCGUGGAACGGUUCUUCUUGCUGUCACCAAAGUGCUCAUAUGCCGGAGAGUACACCUGGACCGGCGACUACGAGACGGGUGCUAAACAGAUCUUGAAGGAUACCAACAUCCCAGCGGAGGAGUUCCAAAUUGGUACAACAAAGGUUUUCAUCAAGACACCCGAGACACUGUUCGCCUUGGAGACUAUGCGAGACAAGUACUGGCACAACAUGGCUAUUCGCAUUCAGCGCGCAUGGAGAAACUAUCUACGAUACCGAGCAGAGUGCGCGACACGCAUCCAGCGGUUCUGGCGCAAGCUUAAUGGCGGCAAGGAAUUCAUCGAAUGGCGCGACCAAGGUCACAAGAUACUCGGAGGACGGAAAGAACGCAGAAGAUACAGUUUAAUCGGUUCCCGAAGAUUCAUGGGCGACUACCUUGGUAUCGGAAACAAAGGUGGCACUGGUGAGGUCAUGGCCCAAGCGGUCGGCAUAGCUCCGAACGAAGAGGUGCCGUUCUCGUGCAGGGCGGAAGUGCUUGUAUCGAAGCUCGGUCGAUCAAGUAAACCAGAAGCUCGCACGCUCAUUCUGACAAAGAAGAACGUUUACCUGGUCAAGGUUGCCUCGGUCAAAGGGCAAAUCCAGAUUUUGCCUGAGAGGGUAAUACCCGUUGGCGCCAUCAAGAUGAUCAGCUGUUCAACACUCAAAGACGACUGGUUCUCGAUCGGCGCUGGGUCGCCAACAGAUCCUGAUCCACUAGUGAACUGCGUAUUCAAGACUGAGUUCUUCACUCAGCUGCACAACGUGCUGCGAGGCGCAAUGACACUCCAAAUAGGCGAAACCAUCCAAUACAACAAGAAGCCUGGCAAGCCAGCCCAGGUCAAAGUCGUCAAAGAUCCCGCAGUACCGAGGGAUGACCAGUACAAGAGUGGCACCAUCCACGUUGGGCCAGGAGAGCCACCCAACUCCGUUUCCAAGCCCACGCCCAAAGGCAAGCAGAUCGCCGCAAAGCCCAUCACAAAGGGUAAGCUGUUGCGGCCCGGUGGUCCUGGCGGAGGUCCUUCGAAGCUCGCCUCUCGUCCAGCACAACCAAGGGCUGUACCCACGCCUGCCGCCCCGCAACCGAGACCUGUCCCUCAGCCAGAAGUGUCGCAAGCCAGACCUGUUCCGGCGCCCGUCGCUGCCUUGUCGAACGGUGCGGGCUCUCAUGCGCGUACCGCGUCAGCCGGCUCAUCACGCACACCUCCUCCUCCACCCCCACCGCCGCCAGCGCCAGCUCAGCCGAAGGAACCUCGAUACAAGGCGCUAUAUGACUUUGCAGGUCAGAGCGCUGGAGAGUUGAGUCUAGGGAAGGAUGAGAUCAUCCUGGUCACACAGAAGGAGGGCAAUGGUUGGUGGCUAGCAUCCCGUCUUGACAAAUCCGCCUCCGGCUGGGCGCCGUCUGCAUACCUUGAGGAAGUACGUUCAGCAGCACCUGCUCCACCCCCAGCGCCACCCGCUCGCCCUGCAAACAGCAAGCCCAAGCCUCCGGCUCCACCUGCCAAACGUCCUGCCGCCAGGAAAGCCGUCAACGGUGACUCUGGACGGGAUAGUGGGUACAGUGGUAGUGGGGGUAGCACAAUGGAGAGCGCGCGGGAUAGCAGUGGUAGUAUCGCUGGUGGAUUAGCAGAGGCGCUUAGACAGCGUCAGGCUGCUAUGCAUGGACGGAAGCAGGAUGAUUGGUAG
This is a messenger RNA of Alternaria incomplexa, 6219 nucleotides long. RefSeq lists its product as uncharacterized. Gene Ontology annotation, biological process: protein phosphorylation; endocytosis; actin filament organization. Gene Ontology annotation, cellular component: cell tip; myosin complex; microvillus. Gene Ontology annotation, molecular function: actin filament binding; microfilament motor activity; protein kinase activity. NCBI's taxonomy places the organism in Eukaryota, Fungi, Ascomycota, Dothideomycetes, Pleosporales, Pleosporaceae. The transcript has 10 exons. The record is from RefSeq and is a predicted model, not a curated record. Bases 1 to 6219 code for a protein of 2072 amino acids.